Messenger RNA from Strongylus vulgaris, 209 nucleotides. The record is from the annotation of a GenBank genome assembly. NCBI's taxonomy places the organism in Eukaryota, Metazoa, Nematoda, Chromadorea, Rhabditida, Strongylidae.
AUGGUUGGUUCAAUUAAGGUACCACUGGGAGAAUUCGAAAAUAAUGAAAAUACUGAUCCAUUCGCUCUCAAAGAGAUACAUCUCAACGAUGAACUAUUCCUUCGGCUCAAACAUGUUCAUAUUAAUGCAAUAGGAUAUGAAUUGGCGAAAAUACUUGGAGAAAUCAAAGAAGAUGAACAGGUUAUGUCCAAACUAAGGCUGCUAUAAUU